Messenger RNA from Williopsis jadinii, 573 nucleotides. It is a transcript of the gene LSM12, whose product is annotated as Lsm12p. NCBI's taxonomy places the organism in Eukaryota, Fungi, Ascomycota, Saccharomycetes, Phaffomycetales, Wickerhamomycetaceae. Bases 1 to 573 code for a protein of 190 amino acids. The transcript has 2 exons. The record is from RefSeq and is a predicted model, not a curated record.
AUGGACGCUCUGAAGAACGUAAAGAUCCUUGUUGGAAUCACUGUGAAAGUAACCAACCCGUUGGGCGAGGACUUUAUAGGAACUGUGUAUUCGUACACUACACAACCAGGUGUCUUGGUGCUCCAAGUGCCAACGCUUUCGAUUAGCGGGAAUUCAUAUAACUACAGAGUGUUUAGAACAAACCAGAUCAAAGAACUCACUGUGCUUUCUAGAACGGUUGAUGAAUCCUCAGUGGCCCAGAUCCAUCCAGUUGACCCGAACAAGCUAGCAAAGAUUGUGCAGAGGAACCACGAUAGCUACAAUCUGAUUAAAAAGACACAAAACAGCGAAGUUAGCAAAGAGGCACAAACCAUCUUCAACGCUGUUUAUAAGACGAUGCCUAAUGUUAGAUGGGAGGGUAACUCGAUUGUGAUAUUGGAUGAGGUUAAAGUGGAUCCACCGUACCUGGUUGCUAACGUGAAGAGAAUUCAUGAGAGCUCUGACAACGACGAUGACGAAGGUGCUGCAAGUUUAGUUAAGAAAAUCAUCGAUGGUGUAUGGCUCAAGCUGGAAGGUGAGAGAAAAGGUGGCUAA